Messenger RNA from Aureobasidium pullulans EXF-150, 1311 nucleotides. RefSeq lists its product as uncharacterized. Bases 1 to 1311 code for a protein of 436 amino acids. The transcript has 3 exons. The record is from RefSeq and is a predicted model, not a curated record. NCBI's taxonomy places the organism in Eukaryota, Fungi, Ascomycota, Dothideomycetes, Dothideales, Saccotheciaceae.
AUGGCUUCCCACGGCGGACAACUCACCUUUGCUCAGAAGAGAAUGAUGGCAAUGCAGGCCAACGCUAGGAACUCGAGUCUGGCAUCCUCGCAGUACUCCGCCAGUCUGCACCCUACACCUACAUCUGUGCCUUUCCCCGGCGAUGUCGAGAUGCACGAUGUUUCGGCAGCAACAAGCACUGACGGCAGCCCUCUCAAUGAUCCUUCCCACCCACGCGUCAACUCGAUCUUCUCGGCCUCAGCAAAGCCAUUCACUCCUCCUUCCACCAUGAUUGUCUCCUCCAGCAUGGCUCCCUCUUCUGCCUUGCCCAUCACCUCUACCAUGGCCCCUCCCAUCACUCCUGCUAAGAGGGCCCCUCCUCACCGCGCUUUGAAGGGACAGACUCCUCAAACUCCUCUGGUCCCCGUCAACACUCCCAUCGUUGCCACCAAGCCGGAAACUCCUAUCACUCAUAUUUUGAGUGACCACAGUGCCGCACCUUCUCCCAAGCGUCGCGCUGGCCCUCACUCAAAGCUGGGCCCUCACGCUCAAAAGGCUCGCUCGAGUGUCCCGGCCACCAGUGUCGACUCCAGUUCGCCUGUUCAAGUCUCGGUCGCUUCUAAGGCUACCACGCCUGCCAAGGAUGUAUGGGUCGAUGUCCAGCAGGCGAAGCCCGAGCCUGAAACUUGGGUCGAGGUUCAGGAUGCCCAGAUCGUUGACGUUGAACAGUCUGAGCCUGAGCAAGUAGAGAUGGAUAUUGAGCAGUCUUCCAUCCAGGCCACUCUGGGUUCCUCGGCCCAGGAUUGGGGCACUCCUGCUAUUGUCCAGUCCUCUCCAGUCGCCGAGACUCAAGAGUGGGGCAUACCUGCUGCCGUCAAGGUUGAACAGUCGUCCCCUCAGCCCAAGCCCCUCCAGCAGACGGCUGCACCUGAAGUCGUUCCCGACCCACCCACUCCUAAGGCUGCUCACCCCGCGCAUCAGCAGCAAGCCAAGGUCAAGACCGACACCGAAUCCACCACCACUCGUCGUUACGGUCGCCAUGAGUACUUGUCCAUGUUGCUCGACAUGAAUGACACUGCCAAGGGCCGAGAGCUUAUCCGUGCUUUCGCUGAUCACAUCCAUGCUGGUGGCAAUACUAGUAUGAAUGAUGUGGCUGCCCCUGACGCUGAGCAGGAAAUCUUUAUGGAGGUUUCUAGCGGCAGCCGUCUUGGAGCCACCGUUCCUCAGAACACCGCUCUAGGCAAUGUCAUCAAGCAGGUCGCCAAGAUGGCUCAUGUUGAUGAAUCUGAGGUCUGUGUCAUUCUGAAGGUCGGCGACAAGGGUUCCGCCUAG